Messenger RNA from Symbiodinium sp. CCMP2456, 1422 nucleotides. The record is from the annotation of a GenBank genome assembly. NCBI's taxonomy places the organism in Eukaryota, Dinophyceae, Suessiales, Symbiodiniaceae.
AUGAAUGGUGACCGUUUGCCGCCGCCGCCGCCCUGGUCAGAGCAGAAGUAUCCGAAUCUGCCUCAGGUGCCAAAGUUUGCACCGGUAGAUUCUUGGGUCGCCUUCGAGAAUGCGGCAGCCGAGACGACGGCGAGGAUCCGCUCUGGACUGAGUCUGCCAUCCUCACCUGAUGCCAAAGGAGGGAGCUCACGAGCACGCCGCCGCUACGGCAGCGAGCCGCCCCCUUCCCCUGGCAUGCGCUGGCCCGGCUUCUCGCCCCGAGCACGGCUCUGGCGCCUCCCCCCUGUGAUCCAGCAGGUCGAUGUGUCGUCUCGGCUCUCAGGCUUGGAGCUCCCGCAGCCACCUCUGCCGCCAGUGGCCGGCGAGUUGCGGCUGCGCUUGGAGGCUUUGGAGCAACUGCACCGAGAGAGUCGGGAGCAAAAGACGUCGAGCCUGGCACUGGAGCUCGAGAAGACUCGCAGUGCCUACUUGGUGAUCCAGGCAGAGCUCGAGCAAAAGUCUGAACAGCAGACUCUCCUCGAGAGGGAAAUUGCUGACCUGAGGCUGGAGAUCGAUAGGGUGGGUCAGGACAAAGACGGUCUGCAGCAGGCUUUGGAGCUUCAAGAGGAAUCGAAAUCCCAAGCUCUUCAAGAGCGGAGUCACUUGGAGGAGGAGUGCCGGCGCCUCUCGGAAGCUCUGAAAGCAUCCGAGAGAAAAGAGCGGCAGCUCGAAAGAUCAAAAUCUCAGAGUAAGGAGCUCUUAGAGCAGAAGGAAAGGCAGCUCAAGCAGCUGCAAUCAGAUUCUCGCAGCCUUAAGGCCACUCUUUCAGAGCGGGAAAGAGCGGAACAGGCGGGUCGGGAGGCCCAGAAUCAUCAAACGAAGAUGCUGGCCCAAAAGCAGCGAGAGAUCGACCAGCUCACGGAAGAGAACCGGCUCCUGCGCGUGGAGUUGGAAAACUUCGAGGAAGAGCGGUCCCGAGUUGUCGUGCUUGAGCGAAACGCCCGCCAGUCACAGGAGGAACUCAGACAAUCGCAGGAAGAGCUCAGACAGUCCGAGGAGCACCGCCAGGUGCUGCGCCGAAACGUGGAGGAGUUCAAACGCCAGCACGCCGCCCAGCUGGAGAAGCAGCGCUUGCUGGAACGCGACUUUGCGCACCUUAGGGCAGCCCUCAAGCAGCGCGAACAGGCGGGGAGAAGUCUUCAGACGGCCCUUACCGAGCAGCAGCGGCUGGUGCGGGUAGCCACCGCGGAGGAAGCGCGACUCCAGGCCGCGUCUGACGAUGCCUCGGAGCUGUAUGAACCUCUAGGGCCUGUGGGGGCUUUGCCAUCGCUGCCUCGUGUGCCGGUUUCCUUUGGCGCUGGCUUCGUGGAGGCUGAUAUGACAAGCCGCCGGACCAGCAAAGCUUCCUCAGUGUUGGAGGUUGACAUGACGGGCGACACCUGA